This is a messenger RNA of Nilaparvata lugens (brown planthopper), 12428 nucleotides long. It is a transcript of the gene Vps13, whose product is annotated as vacuolar protein sorting-associated protein 13. The transcript has 51 exons. Lineage: Eukaryota; Metazoa; Arthropoda; Insecta; Hemiptera; Delphacidae. The record is from RefSeq and is a predicted model, not a curated record. Gene Ontology annotation, cellular component: extrinsic component of membrane. Bases 352 to 9903 code for a protein of 3183 amino acids. Gene Ontology annotation, biological process: protein retention in Golgi apparatus; protein targeting to vacuole.
GCGCUGCACUGCUGCAGCUGCAAGUGGAAGACUGUCUGCAACCUGCAAGAGUGCGAGUUUUGUGAAGUUGUGAGAGUGUAAAUUUUAUUUAUUUAUUGCAUACGUAACUUCAAAUUUUAUGUCAUUCAUAUUUGAGUGAUUAAUUCUAUUUUCCAACUAUUAGGAGUGCAGUGACAUUAGAAAAUAAGCUGUCAUAAGUAGGGCAUUCAAAAACCACGCCUGUCCUGAAGAAAAUGUAAACAUUUCAAUCGCAUGUUUUACUAUUUGAAAAGAAAAUGCUUUUUUAAAUUUCAAUAAUGUAAAAGAAUCUAAAUUUCAAAUCAGUUUCUAGUUUUUAAAAUUUUGGUCACAAUGGUGUUUGAAAGCAUAGUUGUUGAUCUGUUGAACAGAUAUGUUGGAGAAUACGUUGAGAAUUUGGAUAGCAAGCAGCUAAAAAUUGGAAUAUGGGGAGGCGAUGUAGUUCUGGAGAACCUUGUUAUGAAACAAAGUGCCUUGGAUGACCUGAAUCUUCCUGUCAAGACUGUUCACGGUCAUUUGGGUAAAUUGAUCUUGAAAAUACCGUGGAAAAAUCUCUACUCAUCUCCAACUGAAGCAACAGUAGAAAAAUUAUUUCUGCUAGUCGUGCCAAAUCAAGACACCAGAUAUGAUCCCGAGAAGGAAGAGAAGUGGAAACAAGAAGCCAAACAGGCUGAAAUUGAAAAAGUGGAAGCAGCGAAGAAAAAGGAAUUGGAAAAAGACAAACCUAAAGCAGAUGAUACAUUCACUGAAAAGAUGGUCACUCAAAUUGUGAGGAACGUUCAAAUUUGUAUCAAAGAUAUACAUAUCAGAUAUGAAGACCGCGUUACCUCUCCGAAAAGUCCGUUCUCUUUCGGAAUAACAUUGCACAAUCUAUCUGUAACCACCACCAAUGAGAAUUGGAUUCCUGCCAUAAGUCAAGAUGUUACCGCUAAAAUAUUCAAGCAUUUGACCAUUGAUGGACUCGCCAUCUAUUGGAACUCCAACUGUGAAUUGUUCAGCUUACUCCAAAGCCAAGGGUUAAACAACAAAUUCCAAUCCGGAAUCCCUUCCAAAGGACAACUUGUCCCUGGAUACAAAUACAUGGUUGGGCCAAUUUCGUGUACUGCAAAACUUCAGUUAAACACUAAACCCGAACUGGAUGACUUCCAAGUGCCAAAAUCUCUGUUCAAUAUUGAAAUGGAGAAAGUGCAAUUGAAAAUAUCAAAACUGCAGUAUAGAGAUAUAUUCGCUCUGGUGGACUCUCUAGAUAGGAUGAGACGUGCAGCUUUAUACAGAAAGUACCGGCCCCAAGUGAACUCGUACAGAGGGCAUUACAAGCUAUGGUGGCAAUACGCGUACACAUGCGUGUUGGAGGAGGAGGUGAGAAGGAGACGGCGCAACUGGGACUGGGUGCACAUAUUCACGCACAGAGCCAACUGCCGCAAAUACGCCGAGGCUUACCAGGCCAAGCUGACCGGUGGCAGCAAGGAGUGUGUCGACACCUGCAGGCAAUGUGAACUGGCUCUCGACGCUUUCAACAUUGUGCUCAUUCGACAGAAGAUCGAGGUUGAGGUGGAACGGCAAGGCAAACUGCUGGAAGCGAAGAAGCAGAGUGAAAAGGCCAAAGGCUGGUUCUCAGGCUGGUGGGGCGGAAGCUCUUCUGCAACUGUUAUUGAGGAACAGUCAAAGACGGAUGAUAUAAGAAAACAGUUUGCUGAAGCAAUGACAGGCGAAGAGAAGGACAAGCUUUUCCGUGCCAUUGGAUACCAAGAAAAUUUUGUACCUGAUGAUCUACCAGUGGAAUUCGUCGCUGUUCGACUGAAUUUCCUUCUGCAGUGCCUUGAGGUGGAAGUGAGAGAUGAUGAUCUACAAGAUGAAAAGUCGGUGAUGCGAGUUGCUUUGAAUCAAAUGGAACUUCAACUCGAGCAAAGACCUUCAGCAAAUGCAAUUAGGGUAACGUCCAUGAUGUACAAUCUGUCAGCAUCUGGUCUCAAACAGUUGGACGGACUCCCCGAAGUGUGCAGUUCCCUGCAUAGCACUGAGGGCGAUGCAAAAACGCCUCUAGUCAAAAUUAUCUUCGAAACGAAUCCGCUGUGUGGUACCUGUGACCACAGAGUGCAUGUUGAGUUCAAACCGUUGCAAAUUGUUUACGAUGCUCAGACAAUCAUUAAACUGACUGAUAUUUUCACACCUCAAGAAGAACAAUCGGCGGUCGUAUCUCAGCUUCAAGCGGCGUAUCAAAUGAAAAUGGCUGAAGUGAAAGAGAAGUCUGCUCUUGGUUUGCAGUAUACGAUUCAAAAACACACCAGAUUGGAUCUUAAAAUAGAUGUGAUGGCUUCUCAUGUGAUAAUACCUCAUGGUGGUUUCUAUAAUAAGAAACAUCCUGUACUAGUUUAUAAUUUGGGAAAAUUCAGUGUUUCCUCACGAUUGAGACAGGAAGAUCCGCUGAACGUCAGAAACAUGCACAAAGAAGGUUAUUCAGAGGAUAAAAUAUUGGAAAUUCUACGAGAAGAAAGCUAUGACCACUUCAUCUUGAAAAUGGAAGCAGCUCAGGUUCUUCUUGCUUAUCCAGAUGAAGAUUGGCUUCCAUUGUGUUGUAAUCAUAAAAAAUCUGAUUUACAUUUACUGAACCCGACUGAUCUCACCAUCGAAAUACACAAGUGCCUUAUCUCUGAUGACCCAAGACUGCCCAAGGUCAAAAUAAAGGGCAGUUUACCUCAAAUUACAUUAAGGAUCAAAGAAAAGAGAAUGGUCGAUACAUUAGUAUUGUUGAUGAGCAUUCCAUUCACCGAAGCCAAGCCUGCUAAGCCUCACGAACAGGAUCAAGGGUUCCAACUGUAUCAGUCGACAUUAUCGAUAACAGCUCACGACAUGAAUCGGCUGAAGAAGCAGAAGACGAUCAGUAUGCAAAUGGAAGACGAGGAGAUAAUUCAGUACACUGAUGUCGAAGCCAAAUUUGAGCUGCAACAAAUUUUCAUCGAAGUAAUUGCAGAGAAGGGUGCAUUAUCUUACAAUCCCACAGUGUCAAUGAGUGUUCUGAAACUUGAGGCUGCGUUGCUUGUCCAGACGUUCCAAAUAUCGGGCGAAGCCAGACUUGGUGGCCUCGAGCUCCUUCACCACUUCGAAUCAAAAGUGAUCAAAGUCAUUGACACGCCCAUGGCAUCUGGCAAGAAUGAAGACCUUCUCAUUCUCACCUAUCUAAGUGCUGACAAAGACAGUCCUGAGUUCCACAGUCGUUAUGCGUCCAUUCUACAGCACCUAACUGUACACUUUUCAAAGCUCAAUGUAUUAGUACAUCAAGAGGCUCUUAUGUUCCUCGUCCACUGGAUUGGAAUCACUCAGUCCUACAUAGAAGAGCAAGCAUCUGCUUUGGGAAAGAAAAAACUGGAAGUGCGACCCAAUACUCUUACCGUGAGAAAAGAAACUUUACAAUCUAGUUUGACAAAUCUGCAAGAAUCCAUGCGCGACAUUUUCCAUCCAGUUUCCUCUAGAGUGGUGAAAAAGGGAAAAGCAAAGCGUGUAGAAGUAAUAGAUUUAAAGCUUGAUGCGAAGCUGGAUGAAAUUGGAAUCACACUCUCCAAUAAUAUGCACGAUCUUGCCAGACUGGAAGUCAGUGGCUGUAAUUCUUCAAUAAUCAUCAAAAAAUCCUACACACAGAUCGAUGCUAAACUAACCAACUUCCAAGUAUAUGAUUUCAACAAUAAAACUGUCCAUCCAAAGGUGCUGACAAUUGUUGGUAAAGAAGAGUUGAUGAGUGCUCAACUAGUCCUUUUCAACGAAGAGCUUCUGCAGCGCACCACGGAUGCGGUCAACAUGUCGGUCAGAGCUGACAUUGGCUGUGUCAGAAUUGUUUUCAUCAACCGCUUCCUCACUUCAGUUAUUGGAUUCAUGAAUAAUUUCCAAACCGCUCAAGAAAAAUUGAAAGAAGCAUCAGCGGCAGCAGCUGAAGCAGCUAGAAGUAACGUGAGGCAAGCUUACUCUGCAGCUGUUAAAAUCAGACUCAAUAUCUAUCUGAAGGCUCCUAUCAUAGUGAUUCCAGAGAACUCGAAAAGUUCCAAGGCAUUGUUCUUUGAUUUCGGUUUUCUCACCAUAUCCAAUAACUUCCAGGAUAUUCCUACCAAACAGGAUGGACACACUGCUGUUAUUGAUCACAUUAGCUUGAAUCUCAUCAACUUGAAGGUUUCAAGAGUUUUAUUAGAUGAUGAAGGCACAAUCAAAACUGAACAGAAUAUCCUCAAACCGAUCACAUUUGAUUUGUCAGUGCAUAGAAAUUUGUCGUGUGGUUGGUACACUGAUAAACCUGACCUGGAUGUUGGAGCUCGCUUAGGAACAAUACUGAUACAACUAACUAAAAAUGAUUAUGCUACUCUGAUGUCAAUUGUGAGUGAGAAUCUGGCAGAAGUGGACUCAUCUUACACAGUAGCCGAACGUAUUUCAAGCUCAGCCACAGUGGCGAGUGCGAGUGCUCCACCCAUGUCCAAAUCAUCCACUUCAUCCAAACCACUCGCCCAUAGUCUAGGCAAAGGAACGGGUGUUAAAAUACCCCAGAGUGAUAUCACAACAUCUAUAAAUUUCAACUUUACAUUGGAAAGUAUUAUUGUUGAACUAUUCACUGAUGAUGAAGAAACAGAUUCGGAUAAAAGACGAAACAGCGUACUCUCGCAGAGCUUAGCCAGGAUGACCCUGCAUUUGUUAUCAGUGAAAGGUCAAAUGCUAUCUGAUGGCACAAUUGUUUCCUCUGUUCUGAUGUUGAAUCUGCUUCUGGACGACACAAGAGCUUCAAGAGCGACUAAAAUCAAUCGCUACAUGGAACGUGUCACGCAAGAUGCUGAUUCAAACGAGUCUGAGAGUUCGGAAUCGAAGGUUGAAUCGGAUUUCCCUGAUCCAGAAGGCAGUCAGUCACUCACUCCGUCCAAUCGGCGAGCAAUGGUGGAUGCAACCAUAAAACUCAAGGAUGGAAAUCUGUAUUUAGAUCUACGUGUUUACAGUUUUGUGCUCAUACUCAACCUUGAACAUCUUUUGAAGAUUCGAGACGUGUUUGUUCUCCCUGAAGCACCUGAGGUGCACCUGGAUGUGACAAGGAAACUUUCGCCGCAAACAAAGAUUACUAGCUCUGUAACAUCUUACGUCUCAAAGCCUCAAUCUGAACCCCAAACUUUAGAGGCUGGUGAUAAGGAUAUCAUGAGAAAUAUUGACAUCCAUCUUGAGAAACCGGAUAUAAUCCUUGUUGAAAACCUCGACGAUGUAAAUACAAAUGCGUUGAAUUUGCAGAUGGAAGUGAAUGCCAAAUUGAGUAUGAGCGGCAAUGGGAAACAUCAAUUCAUUUCAGCUAACAUUAUGGAUCUUCAACUGUUUACCUGCUGCUACAACCCUGAAAAAAGACAAAAUACAAAAUCACUUGUCCUGUUUCCGUUUUGCGUUUCAUUAGUAGGUAAUACACCUGAAGACAAUGGACUACACCUUGAUUUAUCCACUACCAGAAUCCAUCUAGCUGUUUCGCCAGGAACAAUAGAACUUCUAAACAAAUGCUACCAGACGUUGUACGAUGAAGGAGCUGAUUCAAAAAGUAAGAGAAAAGAUUCAAACUACACCAACGUUUGGAAUGUCUCGAAAGUUGAAGAAAAAGAUUUCUGGUUCCUAAGCUCUGAAGUUGCCCAAGACGCACUAGAGAUGUUAGCGGUUGAACCAAGUGCUGCAGCCGUCCAACCAUUGCAAGAAGUUUGCUCAGUUGAGGUCCCAUCCUUAGUAAUAACCCUAGAAACUGGCAUUGGCAAACACACAAUACCUUGCUUACUUUUAGAGUCAACCGCGUCAGGAAAAGUACAUAAUUGGAGUUCCAAUUUAAGAGUUGAUAUGGAGAUCACUCUACAGAUGAACUAUUAUAAUUAUUCUUUGGCAAUUUGGGAACCAGUUCUUGAACCAAUUGAAACUUUCAAGGAUGGAAAUAGAAUUCUAAACCCAUGGAAGUUGAAUAUGGAGAUGAAAAAGACACUGGAUGAGGAUGAACAGCAAUCUAGAGAUGCCACAGAAUCAAAACCACCCGCCAUGACGAUAAAUAUACAGUCGCUAGAAGCAAUGGAGCUGACAAUCACGAAAACAUGCCUGGAAGUUUUGACAUCGAUUGGAGCCGCAUUCCAGGAAGCAAUCUACAAACCAGAAGCCAUCGAGAAGUCUGAAAUCGAGGCGCCGUAUUUGAUUCAAAAUGAUACCGGCUUGUCGAUAACUGUGAUACUUGCUAAUGAUGCUUUCAGAGUGUCUGGUGUAGAUAACACAGACUCGAUCACAGAAGUUGUUCUGAAGCCGGAUGCGACUGUGCCGCUGUCUGCGCUUGAUCUGACCCUUGGCGGCGGGGGCGGGGAGAGCAUGCCCAGGACCAGCUUCCAGGGAAAGAGGUCGCCCUCAUUGCAGAACAGUAUGGUCAAUCGAAUGAGCGUCCGAUCUGUCGACGAACGUUAUCUAACAUUGAAUAUAGAAGAGUUGAAUGGUGAACUGCAAAUUCCUAUGAUGAAAGUGGACAAGAGGUAUUUCACUCUGCAUAAACCGAAUGCCUCUGACAAUUCGUCUUCGAAAUCAGUGUCCAGUGAACAGAUCGGCUUGGUUGUUGAUAUUACACUUGAAUCAAAUGCCACAAUGAAAGUCACAUUGUGCAGUAUCAUCAGGCUGUAUAAUAAUUUCAGUGUGGCAAUCAGUGUGUAUUUUAUGACAAAAAAAGGAAAUGAAGUGCAGCUUAUCACUUCGAUUCCUCCCAAAAGCCAUUUCAAUCUUCCAGUCCAAGCCAUCUACACGCCAGCCAAAGAAAUAUUCUUCAGUGUUGAAGGAUAUUCGUUAUCAACUCACCCAUUCAUUUGGAAGGAAGUGCAGUCCAACUGGUCAUUCAGCAAACUUCUUCAGUGCAAUUCGAAAAACUCAGAAGAUAAAGAACCGUUCUUUAUAAAGGCAGUAGGAGAAGUUGAGCAGGUGUAUUUCGAGCAUGGCAACCGGCACACAAUGAACAGCAACUGCAUCAAUAUCAACCUGAAUCCGCCAGUCGUGCUGAAGAACCUGCUGCCGGUCGACAUCAUCUGCUGUGUGCAAGGAAUAGUCACUGAGAACUGCAUCAAGAGCGGCGGCGUUUUCGAAAUACCAACCUGUGAGCCUGGCUCUUCUUCAAUUGUUCUACGGAUAAGUGGCUACCUGGACCGUGAAUGGUCGUGCAAGAACAGCAUAGCCGAGGAGCCGCCUGAACUGGACGUGUGGAUAUUCGAGUGCUACGAGUCACCUCAGCGCAUCUGCUUCGAGCUGGGAAUGCAUUCAGUCAUCAAGAACGGCUGCCUCGUCAUGCAACUCUACUGUCCUUUCUGGAUGAUCAACAAAACUGGGCUCUCGCUCUGUUACAGGAGAUCGGGAAAACCCACAGCUGAAACAGUUAGUUCUGGAAUACCUACAGAGCAGCCCGAUGACAUGAGCAACGUGCUAUUCCAUCCUGAUGAUUUCAAAGGUCCUGUCAUGUUCUCAUUCAGAGCCAAGAACUUUUUCGGAAAGAAAAAAGCUACAAUCAAAGUUGAGAACGGUGAAUGGUCUGAAAAGUUUUCUCUCGACGUUGUUGGUAGUUAUGGAGUUGUAAGCUGUGUUACCAAUUCAAUCAAAUAUCAGAUUGGUGUAAACAUUCAGCUCAUGUCAAACUCUUUGACAAAACAAGUCAUUCUUACUCCAUACAACGUGCUGGUGAAUAAUUCACCUCAAACAACAUUGGAAUAUAAGGAAAGUGUUCAUGGCUGCGAAUGGAAACCGAUAUCCCCUCUUAGCUGUUGUCCUUUCUACCCUAAAUCUGCAGGUAGCAGUCAAUUGAUUGUUCGUGUUCUGAAUACGUCUCAAGAAACUCUUUCCUUCCCUUACGAUACCAUUCACAACACUUUGCUGAAGCUGGAUAAUGAGUUUGGAGGUGUCUCAGUGGAUGUUCAAAUCACUGAAGGAUCGGUGCACAUUGCAUUCGAUGACUUCGGCCCCGAAUUGGCCACUGCUCUCAUUGUUAAUCAUACUGAUUUCGAAAUCACUCUCAAAGAGAAGAAUGUUGAGCAUGAAACUAUCAGUCUUCCUCCAAAUCAUAAAACUCUGUUUUGUUGGUCCACGUUCAAUGAAGAUAGAUUCAUAACCUGGAAUGAAAAGUACAAGACUGAUCUUCUCAAGCAGGUCGACUUUGAAAAAUUCUUGGUGAAGAAGCCGAAUGAAAAAGAAUUGAACCGAGCCUAUCGCACAGGAUUCUGGGUAUCCUACAAACAGUCCAAGCAUCAAGUGCAAAUUCACUCGAAAAUAAAUAGGCUGCAAAUCGACAAUCAGAUGCAGGACUGCAUUUUCCCUGUUGUUCUGGCGCCAGUGCCCCCUCCCAAGAGUGUUGCUCAGCAUCAUGCCAUAAAACCUUUUGUCGAAGUGAGUGUGGUGGAAUGUCUGACAGAGAGAAGUGUCAUCAAACAGUUCAAAUAUUUCAAAGUUCUUAUGCAAGAAUUCCACGUGAAAGUGGAUGUUGGCUUCAUCAAUUCGAUUGUCAGCUUUUUUGAAGCUGGUGACAUCUCAGAUGAAGAAGAGAUAAAACGUUUCAAGAACGACUGCAAAUCAAUAGAUGAAGAGCUCAUGUCUCGUGUCGAGUUGAUAUCUUCAAGAGAGCAGAAGAACUAUUAUGAUUUCUUCCAUUUCUCUCCCAUCAAGAUGCAUGUUAGUUUCUCACUGAGCGGUGGCAUUGGUGGUUCUGGAGGUGUCCACGGUUCACUGCCUCCUAUUGUAUCACUUCUGACUCAAAGUCUUGGAGUAACCCUCACCGAUAUGCAUGAUGUUGUGUUCAAACUAUCCUACUUCGAACGUCAGUACAUUUUCAUCAAUCAGCGGCAGAUCAUGUAUGAAAUCCAGUCACAUUACAUUGGGCAGCUAAUCAAACAAUUCUAUGUGCUUGUUUUCGGGUUGGAUGUGCUGGGAAAUCCCUAUGGAUUAGUUGUCGGCUUGAAACAUGGUGUUGAAGAUCUCUUCUACGAGCCUUUCCAAGGUGCUAUCCAGGGUCCCGGUGAAUUCGCUGAGGGUCUCUAUCUUGGCGUUAAAAGUCUUUUCGGGCACACAGUGGGUGGGGCAGCAGGGGCCAUGUCUCGUAUCACUGGAGCUAUGGGCAAAGGAUUGGCUGCACUUACAUUUGAUGAGGAUUACCAACGUAAAAGACGAGAACAAACCGAACAGCAGUGCACUGUGCACGAGUCCAUUACCAGAGGAGGAAAAGGAAUUGUUAUGGGCGUUGUUGGAGGAAUUGGAGGUGUGAUAACGAAGCCCAUAUCGGGAGCCAAAGAAGAGGGUGUCGAAGGAUUCUUCAAGGGAUUUGGCAAAGGCAUGGUCGGUCUUGUAACGAGGCCCACUGCUGGAGUCGUUGACUUUGCUAGUGGAACGCUCAGCUCUGUUAGAAGAAUAACCCAGUUCAGCGAGGAAGUAACGAGACAAAGGAACCCUCGCAAUUUCAAGAGUGAUCGUUACAUCCGUCCAUACUCCAGGCUCGAUGCUGAAGGAUGCAAACUUCUUCAAGAGGUUGAUAAAGGAAAAUAUGCUGGAACAGAUACCUACGUUUAUCAUAUUCCGAUCGGAAAUAAAGACAUUCUACUACUUACUGAUAAAAGGAUUCUUUAUGUCACUCACAGCGAUAUGUUCGGAGGAUUUCAGGCCGAAUGGACACAUACUUGGGGUGAACUGUCCGAGCCUCCAAAACUGGCUGAUACGGGUAUAAUCCUUGUACUGCAAGAUGCAAAGAAAAAGUUAUUCCGCUCCUCAAACAGCAAAAAGAUGUUGGUCAUCCCCGAAGAAGACAGGAGAAAGGCGGUGUUUGCAAAGAUGAACAAUUGUCUUCAAGUGUCACAAAGAGGCUCUCUCGCUUCAGGCGCCGGAAGCAUGUCUUCAUAACUUCACAUCAAAUGUGUCUCAUGAAUGAUGAUGUAAUCUAGCUUCUUAGCCUCAUUCUCUCUUAUUUGCACAAAUAAUGUAUCACAUCACCCAUAUAAAGGACAUCAUUGCACAUUGACAUUUUUCUUCCCAGUAAUUUAUAUUUAAAAAACUUUCUUCCUUGUUCAUUUUUCUGUCUUCCGUAAAACAAAGACAUAAAACAAUCUACUAUAAAAUGCAUAACCUUUUAUGGAAGAAAAUUUAUACUUAACUAUAAUGCGUCUUUCGCAAACUUCAUUACAAUUUAAGAAUAUUUCAAACUAUUGUUCGUUUAAUAUGUUAUACUAAUUAUUAUGAUUGCGUGUUUGUGUCUUAGAUAGAAUCAUUUUAUCGGCCUAUUAAUAUCCUCAAGAAUACAUAAUGCUAGGUAUUUCAGCUGGAAUUUUGGUGCAACUCCCAAUUUAGUCGAGUAUAUUAAUAUAGUAUAGUAUUUUAAUGCUGUAUUACCAAAUUUUGUUCAACAUAUUGAUUAAUUUUUAGUCAUCAUAAUUAUAACAAUAGUAAUUAUUAUCCAUUUUAGUGUUAGAUCCUAACCCAUGGAUGUCAUGGUGUGAUAAUACGAGUAGGCCUAUACUCAGUAACCAUGCUGUUCAAUAAUUUCUUGGUUUUCACAUCCAGCUAAUUUUGAGAGGCUUUAAAAUAAUAUUAUAUUAUAAUAAACAAAACGUGUGAUCCAUGAAAUAUGUGAUGUUAAUCUCAGGAAAUACCAUUUUUAUGUGAGAUUUAUGUUGAAAACUUAAAUUAACCUUUAUUGAAUUCUUAAUGAAACCAAUUUUAUUUACAACAGUACUUAACUGCAAACCUAUUUGGUAGUUGACCAUAGGAAAAAUCAUUGUAACUACUUUGUUGGAACAUUUAUGAUUAUAGUUACAUUGUAUUAAUUUAAUCAAUUAAAACAUGUUUCUGUUCAAGAAAAUAUGUAGUUCAAACUCCAUCCAUUGAAAUGGUUCUGAACUGGACCAUGUAGGAUGUAAAUGAUUAUGUGAUAUUCAUCUAUUACUGACUACCGUAGAUUAGCUAUCAUGUAGUUUAGUAUGUUACAUUAGUAACUUCAAAAUAAUAAAGCUUUAUAAACUAAAACUGAUAUAACAUGUAUUGGUAAUUAGUCGAGUUGUAUAUUUUAUUCAUUCAAUUCACUAACAGCAAAAAUGUUUUUUAUUAUAUUGUUUGAAAUUGUAUAUUUAAUUUAGAGCGUAAUUUGAAUGGAAAAUUUUUGAAAACUCAAUAAGACAUUGCAGAAUCUCACAAAUAUUCAUCUUCAUUUUGAAAUGUUUUCUCUUUUCCAAGUUGUAAAAGGGACCAACCUAUGAAAACUUAUACGCGCUGCUAGAGACAAUAGAAAAGGAUAUUGGUUAUAUGUGGUGCUGCACAGUUCUAUUUUCAGUUAUCUCUUUUAUGAUUGAAGUUAAUUUCAUAUCACCUCUUAUUUAGGCAUUCAGAUUAAAGAAGCUCUCAUUAUGUCUUUUAUAAAUUACUAUAUUGAUAGAUUCUUUUGAAGUAAAAUAACUCAUUAAAUUCUCUCAGCCAAUUUUAAAUAGCUUCUAUUAUUUUCUGUUAUCGCAACGCUUUCAUCCAUCAUCUAAAUAAAUAUUUCAAAUCUUGUUUCCACAAAGAUUUUCUUUUCUAUUGGAUUUAUGCUCUUCCUGUGUAAAAAAUAAAAUUUAUCCAUGAAUCUUUCAAACAAACAUUAUUAAAAUUUAAAGAUGUUCAAAAUAUUCAGAAAGAGAUAAUAAUAGCACUAUACUUGUAUACUUGGUGGCUACAGUACCGGACUUUUCAUUAAGGAUUUACCUACCCACUUUCAUUGAUCGUUUUCAAAACUGUUGAGCAGUAGCAUAGUUAUUGUUGUUGAGAUUAAUUUAUAUUUUGAAGAAUAUAUUUUCAUUUUUGUAAAAUUUAUAGUAGAGUAGUUCAGUUUAGAUUUUGUAUGGUUUUGCAAAAGUAUCUCAAACUCUGCAUUGAAUCCUCCUUCUCGUUAGUAGAUUCUUCUCUUAUUUUUCUUGUGGUAGCUCAAUUUACUUUUAGCAUAAUGAGCGUAAGUGUUAAAGCAGCUAAUUCACAUAAUUUAAUAAACUGAAUGAGAAGUGUGAGCAUUGAUAUUAAUUAAUUUUCAAUAUAAUUGUUAAAUUCAAUUUUACCAAGAUCACAACUUUCAGCCAACAACUGGUGUUGUUUAUUCCCAAACCGAUAAUAUUUUCAGUUUUUCACUGGCUUCAUUUUCAUCUUAAGUUAUAAAAUAAUAAUGAAAAAUACUAAUUGAAAAUUAUCGUAUUAUUCAUAAUUUAUUUUUUCUUAUUCUAUCUACGUAAGUACGGUACUAAUUGAACUAAUAUUUACACUUUUGUAUUAAUUGAAUUUUGCCUUGCUAAAGCAUUUUAAAAUUACUAAUGCCUUGGACGCAUUUGAACAAUUUUUGUGUGUUGGUAGAUUAUUACUGUAAACUUAAUUGAAAGUAGAAAUAAAACGCUUGUUGGAUUUUAUAGUUA